CUGGGUUCGCAAUUGAUCCUUGCGACCUCGAUUGUCUUUUACUUAGCACAUCCUCUCACUGCUUGUGCUUUUCAGAGAGAUUUAUUUAUCUGACGGCACCUAGUAAGUUGUUAUAUUUCGAGGAAAAUAACUAAAUAAUAAAAUCUGCUUCAAUUUCAGACGAAACCACACUGAUGCGUUUCCUGCUCCUGUUCAGCCGUCAGGGGAAGCUGAGGCUGCAGAAGUGGUUCACUCCGCUGCCCGAGCGCGAGAAGAAGAAGAUCGUGCGCGACAUGACGGCCAUGGUGCUCACGCGCAAGCCCCGGUCCUGCAACUUCCUGCACUGGCGGGACCUGAAGGUGGUCUAUAAGAGGUAUGCCAGCCUGUAUUUCUGCACUGCUCUGGAGGGUGAGGACAAUGAGCUGAUCGCCCUGGAGAUCCUGCAUCGCUACGUGGAGCUGCUGGACAGAUACUUUGGCAAUGUGUGUGAGCUGGACAUCAUUUUUAAUUUUGAGAAGGCCUACUUCAUCCUGGACGAGUUCCUCAUCUGUGGGGAGGUGCAGGAGACGUCCAAGCAGUCCGUAUCCAGCUCCAUCGAGGCGUCGGACAUGCUGCAGGAGACGAUGGAGGAGUACAUGAGCAAGCCGGCCUUCUGACCGCAGAGAGGGAAGCUCGCCUCUGGACCGGACGGUGGAGUGGAGGGAAACGCCGUCUUAAGAAAAGAGAACUGACCAUAUGCCCCAUAUGUCUGUGACCGUGCGCUUUAAUAAUCGUCAGCCUUCAUCGUCGUCGUCAUCAUCAUCAUGAGAAGGCGUUGAGAAUUUCUCACUGGGAAUCUUGUGCGAACCACCGAUCUUGGGGAGAGCUGACGCCUGCUUUGUGUGUCGGAGACUGACUGAAGUCCAGUCUGCACGAGAGGGUCUGCUCGGCUCACUUCAUUCUGUCGCUUAAUUUAACUGUCAUUUUAUUGUCAACCUUGUAGUCUUUUGAAAAAACCUGGGUUUGAAUAUUGCCGUGGGGUUGCGGGGAGAGAACGCAGUCUUUGAGAAAUUGUUGUGUGUGUGCGUGCGUGCGUGCGUGCGCGCUGUAAAUAUUUGCCUGUCUGGGCUAACGACUGGCAUUAAGAGGUCCAUUGGGCUCUGGUUCUGAGCAGCCCAACAGCGGUUGACUGCAGUUCCGCUGUUACCCGAAAUAUAAUAGCCUUUGUCCAUAUCGUAAUCACCAGUAGUCAUAACUGCUGGUUUGAAUUGAAUUGAAUUUAAACCUACCUUUAUUUUUCAAUAAAGCGUUUCGCUAGAUUUUUGUA
Conger conger (European conger) is the source of this 1285-nucleotide messenger RNA. Its product is annotated as AP-1 complex subunit sigma-3-like. The transcript has 5 exons. NCBI's taxonomy places the organism in Eukaryota, Metazoa, Chordata, Actinopteri, Anguilliformes, Congridae. Gene Ontology annotation, molecular function: clathrin-cargo adaptor activity. The coding region runs from base 174 to 635 and encodes 153 amino acids. Gene Ontology annotation, cellular component: membrane coat; AP-1 adaptor complex; intracellular membrane-bounded organelle. Gene Ontology annotation, biological process: vesicle-mediated transport; intracellular protein transport. The record is from RefSeq and is a predicted model, not a curated record.